AUGUCGCAUCUGCUGUCUUUCAACAUUCCGGGAGCGUUUCCUUUGGCCAGUUCAGAUCCACUUCCGAACAAACGAUCAAUGAGUAUAGUCAAUGAAACAGUUCAACACCAAAUAGAAUCUAAAUUCAUCUCCAAUCAAUUAGUCAACCGUAAAACCAAAUACCAACAUGAAAUCUUGUAUCAACUUGAAGCGUUAUGCUAUAUUCUAAUAUUCUAUCAGUUUAUCAAAUACUGUCACUAUGCGUGCUUAAUCCCAUUUCUAAGUCACAUCAUAGUCUUGUUGGCGCUAAACCCUAGAAUCAUCACUAGUUCAAAUUCACGAACAGUUUUGGAUAUAUUGUUCGAAAAUGCAGAUGCUGAGACAAGACGAAAUACUUUGGAGCGUACGCUUCCUGAAUAUAGCUACAUGAUGUAUGUCAAGACAUUAUUUGUGGUUGUGUAUCAUACAUUAUUUAUCUCCAUUUGGGGAGUCUCUUUAGUGAAUCGAGAAAAGCUACCCACAAUAGAGUACGGGACUUGGUGGUUUGUUUCAUUUAUUGGAGAAAACGUACCUUAUAUAUCGCCGAAUGCGUCGGCAUGGAGCAAAAUCAUCGAACUUGGACUAUUUCAACUUUUAUUUGUUGAUUUGCUAAUACUAUUCAUUCAAUUGAUCUUGUUUCAAUGCAUCUAUUAUCAGAGCUCCCUUAUGGCGUUAGGAGGAAGAAGUAUAAAUGAGCCUGAAGUGUGUGUGAUUCGAGGAAGUGAGUCAAACACCGGUGUUCAAGGGGAUACAAGUUUGAAUGAGAAUCAAAUGGGAAUAUUGACUGUGUUGGCUGUACGGUUAUAUGAAAACUUUGAAAUACUGGGAAUGUUUCGACGAGAGUAG
Molecule: messenger RNA, 864 nt
Organism: Lodderomyces parapsilosis
Lineage: Eukaryota; Fungi; Ascomycota; Pichiomycetes; Serinales; Debaryomycetaceae
Exons: 1
Coding region: 1-864 (287 amino acids)
Source: RefSeq, a predicted model, not a curated record